AUGGCUACUUUCAAAGUUCUAAGACUUUUGGCUGUUCUUGUUGUAAUGUUUACGGCCUUGGCUAUUUGUGCUCCUACCGUUAAUCUCCGUCAUGAAAAACGUGCAACGCCUGUUAUGAAUGUUCCGGCUCCAGGUCCUGGUGCACGAGCGAUUAAAUCUACGCAGAAUGUCAGUUGGUGGUGUAAUCUAUGUGGUUCAGGCCCGGUAAAUAUUCAAAUUAUCAAAAAAGGUGACGGGGUUGUGUUUACCACAACGGGUCAAAAUGCCAAUAGCGGUUCGAAAGACUUUUUCGUUGAUCCAGCGUGGGCCACUGAUGGUAGUACAUACAGUGUUAAAGUAACCGACCCCCAAACUGGUGCUACUGGAACUAGUUCGCAAUUUACAGUUUUUAAGACUAAAGAAUAA
This is a messenger RNA of Paraglomus occultum, 405 nucleotides long. The record is from the annotation of a GenBank genome assembly. Lineage: Eukaryota; Fungi; Glomeromycota; Glomeromycetes; Paraglomerales; Paraglomeraceae.